This is a messenger RNA of Rotaria sp. Silwood2, 1995 nucleotides long. NCBI's taxonomy places the organism in Eukaryota, Metazoa, Rotifera, Eurotatoria, Philodinida, Philodinidae. The record is from the annotation of a GenBank genome assembly.
AUGAACGACUUACCAUUACUACCUGGUAAUCGUUUUUCAGAUGUAACGUGUACUAAUUUUAUAGUUCCACGUACAUUAUCUUUUAAAAAUGGUCAUAGAAUUAUUCGUUUACCUCGAUUUGGUAUCGGUCAAACAUACAAGCCGAAUGUUCAAUUAACUGAAGAUGAACGUGAAAUAUUGACUAAUUUUCAACCUGAACUUAUCUAUGGUAAAGUAAAAGUACAAGAACCUCGAAAAUUUGUACCAGCUACUGUUUUUUAUGAUAAAAAAGUACUUCGAUUUUAUGGUUAUUUUAAACAAACAGUUUAUGAAAGUCCACUUGAAUAUUAUCGUGUACGACGAGUUAUUAUUUAUUAUUAUCUCGAAGAUGAUACUAUUUCUGUUUAUGAAAUUCCUUAUAAAAAUAGUGCACUUAAUCAAGGUUUGCGUGUUCGCCGUCAUCGAGUUUCUAAAAAUGAUCAGAAUGAAUCAUAUAAUUGGCGUGAUUUAAACAUAGGACAAAAUCUAGCUAUUUAUGGGACUAUUUAUCGAUUAUGUGAUUGUGAUCAAUUUACGAGAGAAUGGCUUGAAAGUGAAGGUAUUGAAUUACAAUGUUCUGAAUUAAUUCCAUCGGAUCCUUAUACAUUAAAAUUAAUGGAAAAAAAUGAAAUAGAAAAACAACGAACUGGUCAUAGUGAUUUGAAAGAUAUUUUACCAGAUCUAUUGACAAAACAAUCGAUUGUUGGCAAUAAACAAUUUAAUACUAUGGAUGGAAAAGUUUUACGAUUUUAUGCUGUACUUGAUGAUCAAGGUCAACAAUGUGAAAUUAUGAGAAAAUUUAUUAUUCAUUUUUAUUUAGUUGAUCAUACCAUAGAAAUAAGAGAAACUCAUCAAGCUAAUGAUGGUUAUGAUCCAAUAGGAAUUUAUCUUCAUCGACAAAUCGUACCUAAAGAUUCAACAUAUAAUAUCAAAUCAUAUGUAAAUCUUUUUAUUAAUAAACAUGAACAAGAAAAGAUAUGUUACUUGAAACCAGAAGAUUUCGCUAUUGGUAGACGUAUAACAAUAUUCAAUCGUAGUUUUUUUCUACAUGAUUGUGAUAUAUUUACAAAAAGUUUUUAUCAUCAAAAUUUUGGUCAAUUUGAUUUUACACCAAUUGAUAUUAAUAUGAAAAGAUAUAUUAAACCAUCUAUUCAAUUACCUCCUGUACCACCACAUAUUAUGUUUGGUAAACCAGAAGAUACAAUACAAAAUGUAAAAAAUCUAAUACCAAAACCAUUAAAAAGAGAUCGAAUUAAAUUAAUGGAAAAUGAGCAUCGUGUAUUACGUUAUGAAGCAGUAAUGGAAUCAGUUAAUGAAACAGAUGUUCAACGAAAAUUUCUCAUUGUUUAUCGACUUGCUGAUGAUCUUAUUUCUGUUUAUGAAAAACCACUUGAUGGAUAUGGCUGUUUAACGAGAAAAUUUCUUGAACGUAUUCGAAUACCUAAACCAGGUUUUUUUUCUGUUUCCUUUUUUUACAUUAAUUUCAGCUGUUUUCCUACAUUGCAAGAUAGUCAUCCUGAUGCACCUAUUUAUUAUGGACCAAAUGAUUUUUAUAUUGGUGCUCGAAUAGAAUUAUUCAAACAUCGUUUCGUAAUUAUUGAUGCUGAUCGUUAUGUAUUAAAAUUUAUUGAAGAAAAUCAACAACAAUUUUCACAACAUGUAAUUGAUUCACUUCGAAAAAAACUUUGUUUAAAUAAUGAAAAAGAUGAACAAAAUAUUUUAUCAUUUCCAACACCAAUUCGUCGUACUUCUAAAUCGACAUCAUGUUUACCUAAUGCAUGUAUAACUGAUUCUACUUUUUGCUUUUGUGGUGUUGAAGAAAACUCAAAUGAUUCAUGUUGUAAAUUGAACUGUAGACUUUGUUCAACUAAUUUUACUAUUCCAUCAAUGAUAUUUGAUAUUGGCCCAUUAAACUUUUUUCCAUUAAAUUCAUUCAAUUUUAGUGAAUUAAAUUUUUCAUUUCUUGGUCAACGUUAA